AUGGCAUUUCUAGACGAUCUUUUUGUGCGAUAUGGCAUCCCAGACACUUUCACGUUGAAGGAAUUAAAAAAGUUUUGCAAGAUACAUGCCAUGAAACAUCUCACUACUCAGCCAUACCAUCCGAGAUCGAAAGGACUGGCAGAACGUUUCGUAGACACGCUUAAGAGGGCGCUGAAAAAAUCUAGGAAUGAGCUACUAGCUGAUACUGCAUUGACGCAAUUCUUAAGUGUUUACUUAAUAAUGCCUAACCCCAAAACCAUUUCAGAUGAGGAGCUGGAACAGGCAAUUGCAAUGAAGCUGAUGGAAGAAAAGGCUGGAGUUUUCGAGUCUUUGUCAGACUUGUCUACGUCUGAGAAGGAGCUAGAAAUGGUAGCGAGGAAAUUGGACGAGAAGCUGGAUUAUACCUAUGCCGGUUGUAGUCUAUAUCCAAAAGCAAAGUUGUUAGCCUUUUAUGAAGCAGAACUUCUAUUCACACAACAUUGA
Molecule: messenger RNA, 483 nt
Organism: Octopus sinensis (East Asian common octopus)
Lineage: Eukaryota; Metazoa; Mollusca; Cephalopoda; Octopoda; Octopodidae
Exons: 3
Coding region: 1-483 (160 amino acids)
Biological process (GO): DNA integration
Molecular function (GO): nucleic acid binding
Source: RefSeq, a predicted model, not a curated record